UGUGUGUCUGUAUGUCUCUGUGUGUCUCUGUGUGUAUGUGUGUCAGUGUGUCUCUGUGUGUGUCUGUAUGUCUCUGUGUGUCUCUGUGUGUCUUUUAUAAUCAAAGUCCAAAUAGCGUUUGGACUUUGUCCCACUGUCUCUCUCACUCUCUGCAGUAUCUUGUGGUCGAUUGUUCAGGAAGUCAAAUGGCUGAAAUGGACGACGCGUCUCAGAGUCAAGAUCACCUGGCAGAGGGGCGGGGCCAUAAGGCAGCCGAGGUUAACCUGCCAAUGGAAGAUAACAGAAAUAAGAAGCUGCAAAUAAGAGCACAGGUGGUGGGGUCAGAUAUGAUUUACACCAUUGAAGACGUCCCACCCUGGUACCUGUGUAUUCUACUGGGACUGCAGACAGAGACAGGUGAGACUGAUGUUUGUCUCUGUGUUUGUAGACUUCCUCUCUUCCAGGCCAGUGCAUUUGCAUUCCUGAUUCCCGCUCAGGCGAUUCUGAGUCUGGACCGAUGGACGUGUCCCACAGAGGAGGAGAUUUAUGGGAACUGGAGUCUUCCUCUGAACACGUCACAUGUCUGGCAGCCACGGAUCAGAGAGAUCCAGGGCGCCAUCAUGGUGUCCAGUGUGGUGGAGCUGGUCAUCGGUCUCUGUGGGUUACCAGGUCUGCUGCUGGACUACAUCGGCCCCCUCACCAUCACUCCCACUGUCUCACUGAUCGGACUGUCUGUCUUCACCACAGCUGGGGACAGAGCCGGGUCCCACUGGGGCCUUUCCGCACUGUGUAUUUUACUCAUCGUGCUGUUUGCUCAGUACCUGAGAGCUACAUCACUUCCUGUUCCUGUUUACAGCAGGGAGAAAGGCCUGACCUCCACCAAAGUCCAGAUCUUCAAAAUGUUUCCUAUCAUCCUCGCCAUCAUGGUUGUCUGGCUGGUUUGCUACAUUCUCACUCUGACAAAUCUGUUGCCGAGUGAUCCUGGUCGCUAUGGACACAAGGCUCGGACCGAUGCCCGUGGUGACAUCAUGGCCUCAUCACCCUGGUUCAGAGUACCCUACCCCUGCCAGUGGGGGCUGCCAGUAGUAACAGUUGCUGGGGUGUUGGGUAUGCUGAGUGCCACCAUGGCGGGCAUCGUGGAGUCAAUUGGCGAUUAUUAUGCCUGUGCUCGUCUGUCUGGAGCCCCACCCCCUCCAGUCCACGCCAUCAACAGAGGGAUUUUCACUGAAGGCGUAUGUUGCAUCAUUGCUGGACUGUUGGGGACAGGAAACGGCUCCACGUCUUCCAGUCCAAAUAUAGGCGUCCUGGGCAUCACCAAGGUGGGCAGCAGGCGGGUGGUGCAGUAUGGAGCAGGAAUCAUGUUGAUUCUGGGAUCAGUCGGAAAGUUCACGGCUCUAUUCGCCUCCCUGCCGGAUCCCAUCCUAGGAGGGAUGUUCUGCACGCUGUUCGGUAUGAUCACGGCUGUCGGGCUAUCUAACCUGCAGCUGGUGGAUUUGAACUCAUCCAGAAAUCUUUUCGUUCUUGGGUUCUCAAUGUUUUUCGGUCUGACUCUGCCAACGUACCUGGACGCACACCCCGAUUCCAUCAGCACAGGUCUGACGGAGCUGGAUCAGAUUCUGACAGUUCUUUUGUCGACCGAAAUGUUUGUUGGCGGUUUUCUGGCUUUUUGUCUCGACAACACGAUACCAGGUUCCAAACAGGAGAGAGGUUUGGUUGAGUGGAGCUCUUCCUUCUCCUCCUCCUCUUCCUCCUAUGAUCUUCCUCUAGGGAUGGGUAUGGUGAGACGGACCAGCUGGCUCAGACGGUUUCCCAUCAGCCCCUCCUUCAGAGGUUUUCAGGGGUUUGAUGAUCCGCCGCCGUGCGAGGAGGAAGAGGAGGAAGAUGCUGGCAUCAGCCAGCCCAGUACGAAGGUGUGACUGUGAUGAUGUCAUAAGUCGAUGUCGACUGAGAAGGAAUCACACCUGUGACAUGAUCUGUAGUUUUAUCAGAGAUGACAGUUUGACACAUAAAGUAACACUUAAUCUUUCAGUUUAUCACAAACAUCAACACAUAAAGAAACACUUCAUCCUUCAGUUUAUCACAAACAUCGGCAGAUAAAGGAACACUUCAUCCUUCAGUUUAUCACAAACAUCCAACACAUAA
Molecule: messenger RNA, 2121 nt
Organism: Epinephelus fuscoguttatus (brown-marbled grouper)
Lineage: Eukaryota; Metazoa; Chordata; Actinopteri; Perciformes; Serranidae
Gene: slc23a1
Product: solute carrier family 23 member 1
Exons: 14
Coding region: 12-1895 (627 amino acids)
Biological process (GO): transmembrane transport
Cellular component (GO): membrane
Molecular function (GO): transmembrane transporter activity
Source: RefSeq, a predicted model, not a curated record